UUGAUACCACACAGUCCUAAUGAGUCUAUUAAAGCUAAAUUAGAUUAUUAUAAUAAUUAUAUAAACUGUACAGCUAAAUUUAGUGAUUAAUAUGCUUAGCUUGGUGAAUGAUAAGCAUAGAACACCUUCCUUGCAUGGUGAAGAGAGACCGGAGUCACCAGAGAUCGAUGUAGAUUCACCAGAAGAUCUAGACUCACCACAUCCUCAACUUUCACCGAAAGAUAUUAAAGAAGAAGAGGAAGAAGAAGAAGAAGAUGAGAAACCAAAUAUGUUUUCACCCGCCCCGUCAUUGUUCGCCCCCCUCGCCCUUCAUCUACAGCGCCCUUCCCUUUCCCUUCCCAUCUUCCAACCCUUCCUUCCCCUCGCCCCUGCCCUGCUCAGGAGAAAUCUUCCAUUUUCCAUAGAUGCCAUUUUAAGACCGGAGUUUGGACAGAGACUCUCCCCGCCCACCUCUGUAUCUCCGCCCACUACAUCUCUAGGGGUGUCUCCAGGUCGGAGCCCGCCCUCCCCUGCUUCCCCGCCCAUUUCAAGGUCAAGGUCACCGGGGGAGGUGACCUCAAAUAAACCCACACAGGAUGCAGACUGUCCCCCAGGUAUGGUUCGCGGGCCUAACGGUCAGCUGUGGCCAGCCUGGGUUUUCUGUACAAGAUAUUCAGACAGACCUUCUAGUGGUCCCCGACUUCGGAAAGUGAAGAAAGCGAGAUCAGCGAGUGGGUCAGAGCGCUCCGUGUCUCCUGUUAGAGCCGGUAGUAUUGGAGACGACAAGCGACCAAGAACUGCUUUCUCGUCGGAGCAAUUGAGCCGACUAAAACACGAGUUCGACACGAGUAGAUAUCUUACAGAGGAGAGAAGGAGGUCUUUAUCCAAGGACCUGGGCUUGAAUGAAAACCAGAUAAAAAUUUGGUUUCAAAAUAAGCGCGCCAAACUUAAGAAAAGUACGGGGCAUAAGGGAGAGCUUGCGCAAAUGCUCUCCGCACAAGGACUUUAUAAUCACAGUACGAUGUCAUUGGAUGAAGAUGAUCCAGACCUGUUUGGUAUGUGAAAAACAUGAAAAAAUACCACUUAUAGAUCUUGCCAAAAAUUAUGUGAAUCUUAAUGUUUAAUGUUCAAACAAAUAUUUAUUUAUUUAUUGUAACUAUUAAAUACAUGUUUAAAAGUUUGUUUAGCUCACAUAGAAGCAACUUAAAAAUAAUGCUAUUUUCUCAUAAUUUAGUUUGGAAAAAAUGGCUGUUCUCUUUUUUUUAAAUUUUCUAAUUAUGAAGUUCUUAAAAUUCUGUUCAUUGUAUUUUCGUUUCAGAAGAAUGUUAAUGAAAAAAUAACAAAUUGUACAAAUUAUUCUGGGAAAUAAUUUCCAACAUGUUCUAAUCGAAUCUGUUGUUCUAGUCAGAACUAUUUAUAAAUAAUU
Messenger RNA from Eurytemora carolleeae, 1405 nucleotides. RefSeq names its product homeobox protein engrailed-1-B. Gene Ontology annotation, cellular component: nucleus. The transcript has 4 exons. NCBI's taxonomy places the organism in Eukaryota, Metazoa, Arthropoda, Copepoda, Calanoida, Temoridae. Gene Ontology annotation, molecular function: RNA polymerase II cis-regulatory region sequence-specific DNA binding; DNA-binding transcription factor activity, RNA polymerase II-specific. The record is from RefSeq and is a predicted model, not a curated record. Gene Ontology annotation, biological process: neuron differentiation; multicellular organism development; regulation of transcription by RNA polymerase II. Bases 92 to 1042 code for a protein of 316 amino acids.